Messenger RNA from Ectocarpus sp. CCAP 1310/34, 401 nucleotides. The record is from the annotation of a GenBank genome assembly. NCBI's taxonomy places the organism in Eukaryota, Phaeophyceae, Ectocarpales, Ectocarpaceae.
AUGUGCGCUGCCGCUCAUGAAUUCAGAAGAGAGAGUCUACCAGGGCAAGGAGCAGAAGGCGAGCUUGAGUGUCCGGUUACCAGUGCGUUGACAGAGUUCGAAGCGGUGGUUGGUUCCAGCAAGUGAGUGCAGAAGUACGGUCGAGCAGCAGCAGCAUGUUGAUCGGCUUGAGUUGCGUGCAGCAGCGCGCAGGAUCAACGACAAAGUUUCCUCUUCAAAGCGUCAUCCAUCAUCCUCGGUCUUCGAGUCUUUGAUCUAGCAUCUUCGGCGACAUCCGUCCGAGACAUAGAGCAACCCACUGACAAGAACCUCGAACCUAGCACAAGAACCGUUAGUGUAGAGCCACAUCGCUCUGCAUUGGAUUGGUUGAUUGGGUCAUCAGCAGAACCCGAAUACCAAGU